AUGGUUUGCACUGUGUUGUACAAUGAUGGUAGUGAACGGAAAUAUCUUCCACAGUUUUUCAAGUUUGUUGUUGCGAAUCCGUUAUCUGUUAGGACAAAGGUCCGCAAUGUCAAGGAAACUAUCUGUUUAGAAGCUUGCAUAGAGAAUCAUACAAAAUCAAACCUUUUUGUGGACCAAGUUGAGUUUGAACCAGCUCCUCAUUGGAGUGCUACAAUACUAAAAGCUGAUGGACUCCUCCAUUCUGCAGUUAACUUUUCAGCUGGAGUGAUAAUUAAGCCGCCUAUCCUUGUUAGAUCUGGUGGGGGUAUUCACAAUUACCUUUAUCAAAUUAAAUUUUCGUCAUCUGGUACUGAACAAGUGAAGGCAAAGAGGAGUAAUAUCCUUGGUAAACUACAGAUAACAUGGCGCACAAAUUUGGGUGAACCUGGCGGCUUUCAAACACAACAAAUUCUUGGCACUGUAAGUUAA
This is a messenger RNA of Hibiscus syriacus, 468 nucleotides long. Its product is annotated as trafficking protein particle complex subunit 13-like. The coding region runs from base 1 to 468 and encodes 155 amino acids. The record is from RefSeq and is a predicted model, not a curated record. Lineage: Eukaryota; Viridiplantae; Streptophyta; Magnoliopsida; Malvales; Malvaceae. Gene Ontology annotation, cellular component: TRAPPIII protein complex. The transcript has 4 exons.